CAAGAAACGAGCUCAAUGUUAUCAAAUACAAGCUGAUUACGAAGACAUUGGAAACCAGCCGUAACUAGUCAGGAACUGUUAGUUAGUUUCAAGACAUAAGAGUUAGGAAGUAAAUUGAUUUACACUCGCUCGUCACAUAGGUGUUGGAAGACAUUGGAUAUUCAACAGUAGUGGUUGAUUUGAGCUUAGUCGGAUGACGGAGUUCUGGAUAAUAUCUGUACCUGGGGAGCGGGAUCCAAAUCAGGUGUAUCAGCGUCUUCAAACCACAUUGUCUAAAUAUAAGGAUAUCUGCUCGCAGAUCAACAAAUUCAAUAUUCCUCCUGACUUCAAGGUGGGAACGCUGGAUAUUCUCGUGGGUCUUUCUGAUGAGCUGUCAAAAUUAGAUGUGUAUGCUGAGAGUAUUACCAAGAAAGUUGCCCAGUACAUGAGCGAUGUACUCGAAGAACAAAAACACAAGUUGGAAGACAACUUGACGGUAAAUGGACUUUCUCCUGCCGCGUUCCUCGCCAAAUUCCAGUGGGAUUAUGCUAAAUAUCCAGUCAAACAAACGUUAAGUUCACUAUAUGCUAUUAUUUCAGAGCAACUUACUAAAAUAGAUUCGGAUUUAAAAGCAAAGUCUCAGUCAUAUAAUACCUUAAAAGGUUGUCUUCAAAAUCUAGAACGAAAGCAGACGGGUAGUCUCUUAACACGCGAGCUUGGAGAUAUUGUGAAGCGAGAACAAUUUAUUGUUGAUUCGGAAUACCUAACUACUCUAGUUGUUGUUGUUCCAAAGAAUAUGUAUAAUGAUUGGAAAUCUAAUUAUGAAAGAAUGACAGAUAUGGUCGUUCCUAAGUCGUCUGAACUUAUUUUUGAAGAUCAAGAUAAUGGCCUGUGGACUGUUACGCUCUUCAAAAAAAUGACGGAUGAUUUUAAAACUCAGGCUCGUGAAUUUAGGUUUGUUGUACGUGAUUUUACUUAUGAUGAGAAGAAAAUCGAGGAAAGUAGAAAUGAGCUGUCGAAACUUGAGUCCGAUAAGAAAAGACAGUUUGCACCUCUGUUUCGUUGGUUGAAAGUUAAUUUUGGUGAGGCUUUUUCUGCUAUGGUUCAUAUUAAAGCCCUCCGGGUAUUUGUUGAGUCAGUUUUAAGAUAUGGAUUACCGGUUGAUUUUCAAGCGAUACUCCUUGAGCCAAACAAAAAGCAGCAAAAGAAAUUAAGAGAUAUACUAAAACAACUUUACAACCAUCUGGAUGGGUCGUCUUCAAGCUCCGUCUUAGAUGAAGAUAUGAAUGUUGGAAGUUUCGGGGCUUCAUCGGACUAUUUUCCUUAUGUUUCAUUCAAAGUUGAGCUAAAUAUGAUAGAUGUGCGUUGAUGGUCAGGGAUAAACUAGUUCCGCAGCUCAUUCCAUUGUAUUGAUGUGAUAAUGCAAUCAAUAAAAUGAAAAAAAGCAUAAUAUACUUUAGAAUUUUCUCUUUUUAGCAUUUCUGUCUUCUUAAUUUACUCUCUUUUUAUCUAUCCUUGUUAGUUGAUAUUUUCACAAACACUUGAUUUACUUGGCCGGCAUAUAUAUAUACACCUAAUAAUCUGUCUUAAUACAUUGGAAUAAAAAUCAUUUUAUUUUCAAAAUACCUUAAUUAUUGUUCUAUUUAAAUACAAUGUAUUAAAGCA
Molecule: messenger RNA, 1644 nt
Organism: Schistosoma margrebowiei
Lineage: Eukaryota; Metazoa; Platyhelminthes; Trematoda; Strigeidida; Schistosomatidae
Source: the annotation of a GenBank genome assembly